Cynoglossus semilaevis (tongue sole) is the source of this 2909-nucleotide messenger RNA. RefSeq names its product eukaryotic elongation factor 2 kinase (gene eef2k). Lineage: Eukaryota; Metazoa; Chordata; Actinopteri; Pleuronectiformes; Cynoglossidae. Gene Ontology annotation, biological process: protein phosphorylation; response to differentiation-inducing factor 1; myosin II filament disassembly. The record is from RefSeq and is a predicted model, not a curated record. The transcript is spliced from 19 exons. Gene Ontology annotation, molecular function: calmodulin binding; ATP binding; elongation factor-2 kinase activity. Bases 248 to 2512 code for a protein of 754 amino acids.
GCAGAUAGCUCUAGUCGCUGUGGUGGACGGUGGUAAACAACGUGUUCUUUUGCCAGGCACGUCCCGGGAGCUACAGGAGACGUUGGAGAACCGGGUCCGAGUCUUUGUUUUGGUCUGGGAGGAGUCUUGAACCACAGCGACCCGAAACUGGAAUAUCAGAUCCUGAGUCGGAAGGAAGAAUAAUAAGAAGACAACGUACAUCGGUGACAACGUACACAUCGUGCCAAAAUAAAAAACAGCAGCCAGCAUGGACGACGAGCUAAUGUUCAGCAUGGAUGAGGAGGGCAGUGCCCAGAGACCCCCUGCCCAACAAAGAGGCCCAGGCCAGAGGACCUCCUCUCUCAGUGAUGCCAACGCCAGUGAUGAUGACGACGAUGAGGACCGCAUCCUCUGUCCCAUUCUUGGUGACCCAGUCAGGGAAAUAUGCCACUUCUUGAAGAAACAGGUUUACACCCGGCAGCUGUCAAACUCUCUUCCAAAGAGCAACUUUGUCUACAGGAACGAAACAGAAACGGUGGACGAACCACGAUCGUACAAGGUUAUAUCUGAGAGCGCACGGGAUGCAUGGAGACAUGCGAUCGAAAAGGCCAAAGCCAUGCCUGACCCAUGGGCGGAGUUUCAUCUGGAGGAAAUCCCCACUGAGCCCUGCGUCCGCUACAGGUACAAUGCCGUCAAAGGUGAAUGGGCUCAGGACCAGGUCCACAUCAAGAUGGCAACACAGCCCUUCGGUAAAGGAGCGAUGAGAGAGUGCUUCAGAACGAAGAAGUUAUCCAACUUCUCACACAGCAGCAACUGGAAGUCAGCGUCCAACUAUGUGGCCAAGCGUUACAUGGAAACAGUGGACAGGGACGUUUACUUUGAGGACGUCAGGCUGCAGAUGGAGGCCAAACUCUGGGGAGAGGAGUAUAACAGGCACAGGCCACCGAAACAGGUGGACAUCGUGCAGAUGUGUGUGUUGGAGAUGACUGACAGACCUGGUAAACCUCUCUUUCAUCUGGAACACUACAUCGAGGGCAAGUACAUCAAAUACAACUCCAACUCUGGCUUUGUUAAGGACGAUAACAUUAGACUCACUCCACAGGCCUUUAGUCAUUUCACCUUUGAGCGUUCAGGACACCAGCUGAUUGUGGUGGACAUUCAGGGAGUUGGGGACCUCUACACUGACCCCCAGAUUCACACAGAGUUGGGGACGGACUUUGGAGAUGGGAAUCUAGGAGUGCGAGGCAUGGCUCUUUUCUUCCACUCUCACCUCUGUAAUAGGAUCUGUAAGAGCAUGGGCCUGAUGCCCUUUGACCUGUCACCUUCAGAGAAGGUGCAGCUGGACUGCACCAACAAACUCCUGAAAUCAGCGAAGACGGUUCUGAGAGGUUGUGAGGAGCAGUGCGGUUCUCCUCGUGUUCGUACCAUGUCAGGAAGCAGAGCUCCUCUACUGUUGACCCGCAUGUCUGAGACUUCUUCAGCAGACGAGAACAUGAGCGACGCGGACUCGGCUCCUUGCUCCCCUCUCUCCCUCUCCUCACCGUUUGCUGCGUAUGGGUCCAUGACCAGGUCUCCUGUGGUUUCAGGUUUUACUGGGAUGAAUGAACACGAGAGGCUGCACAGUAACAACACAGGGGAGCGCAAGGAAAACGAGAGUGGCAGUGACAGUGGAUGCCCCAGUGAGAAGAGGAGUGAGGGCGACAUAAAUUACCCCCUAGAAGGGGGCCAUCAUCGACACCACAGACAAUAUUCCGAGUCAGAUGAGGACAGUGUCAGACGGCUCACGGAAGAAAAGUGGAGCUUCUACCAUUCGACCCGUGCUCAUGUUCACCGAUCAUCGUGUGUGGCCACUGAGGUGGAACGACUCAGCAGCUCAAUGCUGCAGAAGAAAAUCGGACAGUCAAUUCUUGGAAAGGUCCAUCUGGCGAUGGUACGGUACCAUGAAGCAGGACGCUUCUGUGAGAAGGAGGAGCAGUGGGACCACGACUCUGCCAUGUUCCACCUGGAGAGGGCAGCUCUGUGUGGAGAGCUGGAGGCUAUUAUUACUCUGGGACUGUGCUGCCUACAGCUGCCUCAUCACAUCCUGCCCGACAUGGAUCUGGAGGAUAAUGCAGGAAACAGAAUGAAAGGAUUCAAGUUUCUUCUGCAGGCUGCCGAGGCUGGUGACAGAUCUUCUAUGAUUAUAGUGGCCAGAGCUUAUGACACAGGAGACAAUCUGUCAGCUGACAGGAAGCAGGACUGGCAGGAAGCAGUCCACUGGUAUGAGAGUGCAGUGACAAUGACAGACUAUGACGAGGGCGGAGAGUUUGAUGGGGUGCAUGAUGAGCCUGGUUAUCUGCUGAUGGCCAGACAGGCAGAGAUGUUCCAAGUGGGAGGAUAUAACCUCAAAGCAGACCCACAGAAAGCAGGAGACUUGUUCACAGAAGCAGCAGAUGCCGCCAUGGCAGCCAUGAAGGGCAGACUUGCCAACCAGUACUACAUGAAAGCUGAAGAGGCCUGGGCGUUAAUGGAGGAGGGAGAGGACGAAGAGUAAAUCUGGAUACACAUUUACAUCACAGGAAAAUGCGACACGCAUUCAUGUGUCUGAAUAAUAGUCAGACAAGACAUUCAGGAAACAGCCUGGAUGGUUAACGGUUUACAUAUUUUUUAUUGAUUGUUGCUUUUCUAUCGGUGCUGGUGUGUGUGCCUUCCAGGAUGAGGUUCACUUUUCUUCCCUUCCCCCUUAAUGAAUCCUAAUUCCUGUGUUCUUAAAGUUUCUAUGUCUGGUUACCUUCUGACUAAGUGACUGUUGAAUGAAAAAAAAAAGUUGAACAAAGACAUUGUUUACCGACUUUUCUCCCAGACAUUAACAGACCUUCAUUAAAUGGAGUGUUAAAAAUGUUGGAGUAUAAAACUGUAAAAUAAAGUUUGAGUGGUUUAUCAGGGGAAAA